This is a messenger RNA of Geosmithia morbida, 747 nucleotides long. RefSeq names its product Conserved glycine-rich protein. The record is from RefSeq and is a predicted model, not a curated record. NCBI's taxonomy places the organism in Eukaryota, Fungi, Ascomycota, Sordariomycetes, Hypocreales, Bionectriaceae. The transcript is spliced from 2 exons. Bases 1 to 747 code for a protein of 248 amino acids.
AUGAGAUUCGGACCAGCGCUCGCCGCGUCUCUCCUCCUGGGGGGCGUAUCGGCCAGCGCCAUCCGCCCAGCUGCUCGCAACGACAUCGACCCCACAUUGCGAGAAAUCAUGCGGGCUGCCGAUGUCAACAUACCCAUACCGAUACACACACGCAGCAACUACUACAACACCAAGAGCACGUCCAACGCAGGGGGGUACUCGCGACCCGGCAGCGGGCCGCAGCCGACCUUCCUGGGCGGCGCCUACUACGGCGGAGGCGCCAAGGUGCCAUACACGGCCGGCAAGGCGACGCCGAGCGGCGUGCAGCCCCGCGGUCCCGUGUCCCCUGCCGGCAUGACCUACUGGCCCGGUCUCUGGCUGACCCCGGUCUUCGUCUACGGGCCCUAUGGCUACCACUACGGGUACCACAACCGGACCUCGAACCGCGACGAGGACCGCCAGAUCGAGUGCUCGUGCGCCCAGUACAGCGUGUGCAUGUGCGACGAGAUCGACGACGACGAGUUCUGGGACGAGCUCGUCGGCGACGGUGACUACUCCAAGCUCAACAAGACGCUCGUCAACGUCACCAAGCGCGACGGAAAGGACAUCAUCGUCGUAAACGGCACUCUGCCCAACGGUACCACCCUCAAGUCCGACGACGAGGACGACUACGAGGAGUACCUCACCAAUGCGGCUGCCAGACUGGCCUCGGCCAUUGGCGUGUGGCCUGCCGCUGCUUUGGCUGUCGGUGCCAUUGUGCUCUUUUAA